ACGUUCUCCGGCGACGGCACAUACUACAAUCCAAGCGUCGGUACCGGAUCCUGUGGCACGUUAAACAGCGAUAGCGAGCUGGUUGCGGCCAUCAACGCGCCCCAGUAUGGUACUGAUGCUAACCCGAAUAACGCUGCGGUCUGCGGCAAGUGCAUUUUGGUUAAGGGUCCCAAUGGUCAGGUCAAGGUCACGGUUGUUGAUAAGUGCCCGCCGUGCAAGCAGGGUGAUCUUGAUCUGUCGCCAGCUGCUUUUGAGCAAAUUGCGGAGUUUGACCAGGGUCGAGUGCCGAUCACCUGGCAGUUUGUCAGCUGCUAA
Messenger RNA from Kickxella alabastrina, 315 nucleotides. RefSeq names its product RlpA-like double-psi beta-barrel-protein domain-containing protein-containing protein. The transcript has a single exon. NCBI's taxonomy places the organism in Eukaryota, Fungi, Kickxellomycota, Kickxellomycetes, Kickxellales, Kickxellaceae. The record is from RefSeq and is a predicted model, not a curated record. The annotation marks the transcript as partial.